UUGGCGUCCCUCCUCGCUAUUACCGCCCGCUGCGCCUUUACCGUGACCUGUCGCUGACCUUCACAACCAUUCCGCUAUUCUACAACGCGCGAGGACCAGAAAGAUCCAGUCGCCAGUGUGGAAAGUCACGAAAUAAGGACGGAAUAAGGGAAUGACGGGGGGAGGGGAAGCUGUGGCCCUCCUCUCUCAGCCUGCCAGCGAGUCUUUUUCCGUCUUUUUUCGUCUUAAUUCUCACGCACGCGGGGUGAGGUUAGCGGUAAUGGGAGAAAAGGGGAAUAUGGCUGUGAAAGGUUAAGAAAAUCAAGUGAAGUGAUAGUAAUAAAAGUGCAAGGUGUGGAAACAAAAUAUGCCAAAUAAGAUAAAGUACAAGAGAGCCAAGGAAACAAGAUGAAAGUUAUGUGAAAUUAAAAAAUAUUGUUACCAAAAUAUUUAUUUGAAAAAAAGUGAAUAUGCAACAAAUUCAAAUUGAGUGAUAAUAGAAAAAGUUCAGUGUGGAAACAAAAUGAGUAAAACAAAGGAAAGCAAAAUGGACUCUCGCUCCCUGGAGAAGCGUCUUUCUGCCGUCAGGGAAACAGCCGAGGACAUCCAGGCACUGUCUCGGUGGUGUGUCCAGCACAAGAACCAUCACCACUCCAUCAUCCAGGCUUGGUCUAGGACAGUUCGAAAGUCUAAAGUGCCCCACCGCCUCACCCUCUUCUAUGUGUGCAACGAUAUCGUGCAGAAUAGCAGAAGAAAGAAGAUACCAGACCUAGUGCAGCAUUUUGCGACAGCCAUCAAGGAGGCAGCACCUCUAGUUAGAGAGGAGAAGAUUCGACCCAAGAUCAUCCGUAUCUUCAAUAUAUGGGAGGAACGAGGUGUCUAUGAUGCAAAAUUUGUCUCUGAAUUAACAGAGAUUGUGGAGAAUGUGGGCACUGUCAAUGCCUCAGAAAAUGAGGUUGUUCUCUCCAGUUUUCAGCCAGUACAGCUGGUGGAGGGAAUCAGGGGAGUGCUGGCCCUCAACAAAAGUACUGAGUCAAUGCUUACAGACUUGAAGAACCAGGAAUUCUCCCUCGGUGAUGAGGAGAUCAACCAGCUACGUCAGACUGUCAAAGAACGUGGAACUAGUCGUGAGCGGAUGGAGGAGUUUGAGGAGGCACUGAUAGCCUUGGAAUGCUACCUGGCAGCUGUACAAAAGGAAGUGGAGGAGAGGACACAGCUGGUCACCCUCUUGGAGCAAGCAGAGAUUUUUUACGAGACACAACGAGGAGAAGCCAAACUGGUUGCCAAUGCGUACAAAAACUUUGGGAACAGAGUGAAGUCAUUACACAGCAAGUUACUAGAAAAAGCUAAAACACUGCCUGAAGGUAGCCCCAUACCCUCACCAUCCGUAGACGCCCCUUCCCCUGAGAACAGUGAUGAGGAAGACCUGUCCCUGCCAGACUCUGGGUCAUCAGGUUUGGAUUCAUUUUUGAAUUCAUCCAAGCUUGCAGACUUUGCCAAAGAUGCUUUAGGGGGAGGGAGUAGUGACCUGGAGAGCCGCUUGGCUGCAUUUAGAAAGAAUGAAGUGUCACCUAAGAAAACACCGCCCAAGAUGAAAGGUACCCUCUCACCCCAAAUUACUGAGUCCAACAGAGAUGGCAUGGAAAUUUGGGAAUCAAAAGAAUCUAGAGAAUCAUAUACACAUGAGAUCUGGGAGAUGAGGGACUCAAGGGAUACCCGGAGCUCUCGGAGCAGCGAGGAGAGAAGAGAUGUGCAAGAAAUUCGCGAGUUGAGAGACCUCUGGGAGAGAGAAUCAGGGGAGCACAGGGAGUACAUGUCCCUGAGGGAGCACAGAAACUCCCGCUCCUCCAGGGACUCUAGGGACUCACGUGAUGGUGUUUCAGAGUCUCGGGAGCUGUACAGGAGCAGUAGCAGAGACCGCAGCGGGGCAGAGUGGGAAUACAGUCACUUGGUGAGGGAGAGAGAGUACUCUCACACUUCUUCAACAACUUACGAUGUGCCAACUCCAGUUCCUCCACCAAAGGAACUGAAGCCCAUGAGUGCUGCUGAACUUCUUGAUACAUUUGGUAGAGCUUAUCAGAGCUCUUCCAAAAGUGUUGUUGGGACUGCCAUUAGCUCUGGAGCAACAGCCUCUGAAUACAAGGCUCCUAAGACCCCAACCACUCCCAACUCUUCAAUUCCUGAUCUCAGCAGACCACCUCCUGGUCUGUCAGGGGCUAUAACACCCGGUAACCCACCUGUUACUGACACACCUGCCUACUCUCCACUACCCACAACUACACAGGCACACUACUCUCAGACAUAUCCAUUGCCAGAGACAUCACCCAAAGCACCAUAUGUUGCUGCAGAACCUACCUACACACCAUAUGACCCAUCUUCAACUUGGGCCCCACCCCCUCCCCCACCUCCACCUCCCCCUGAACUACAGGGAGGUGGAACAGAAAGGGUAGGACCAGAAUAUGAUGUGGGAAGAAGUUAUAGUCCAACCUGGUCAGAAUUUGAGUCAUACAGUAGUGCUCCAGGAGAUGUAAACGAUGAUGAGGCAGACAAUCGUAAUUGGGGAGAGCCGCCUGGCAAUGAGGAGCUGCAAGCUCUAGCCUCAGACACCCCUUCCUCUCCGCCAAUCUUUGAGAAGGGAUUCACUGGAGCUUUGGUUCCUCCUCCUCUUCCCCCUCCAUUUUGUGCUCGUAGCAACCUGCGAGAACUAGUGUCAGAAGGGGAGGAUGGUGAUCACAGGAAGAACUUGGUAAAUAUCCAACCUAAAGGUGAGGACAGUGAUUACCGGUGUUAUGAUUACAGCUUUCUGUCAGAUCAGGUGUCUAAAUCUAAGACUGUGAAAGUUCCUUCCAUCCACUCCUUGUUCUCAAGUGGAGAUGAUUUAGACCUGCGAGUGAAGAAGUCUGGAAUAAAGCAGAGUAAGGAUGAUUCUGGUUCAGACAUGGACAUCAGUGCCUCAGGCUCUGAGGAGGAUAAGGAUGAUAUGGACAUCAGUGAUGAAUCUGGAAAAGAUGCACUUAAUAAAAAGGGUGAAAGAAAGGCUGAAAAGAAGAAUCACAGCAAAGAAAAUAAGAGCCAAGGAAACAGUAGCAAUUGUGCAAAACAAGAUAAUGGAACCAAGAAAAAAGUUUCCUCUAAUUUACCUAUCAGUGUUAAUAAGAAUGCAAAGCCUUCAAGUGACAAUAAAGUGAUUGAAGAUAAGCCUGGUAGCACCCAGUCCAAGAGUAGUGAUUUAAAGACAGAUGGUUCAGCUGCUGAUGUAAAAGUGUCAAAAAUUGAAUCUGUGAAACCUGAAAAAAGAAAGUCUGUAGACCAUGAUAAUGAUAAUAGUGCUAAAAUCCAGAAGUCACUUGAUAAAUCAGGAAGUAACUCUAAUAAUGAUGUAGAUGACAAGGGAGAUGUGUCUGAUGAAGGGAGGGACUGGUACAAAGACUUCAGCAAAACAGGCGAAGAUAAACAAAUUGCAGAGGAGCCCAUACCAACGGUAGUGCCCAAAACAGGGGGAAGAGGGCAUUCCAACUCAAGGGCCAUGGAGGAAACCAAUGUAAUCGAUGUAAUAAAGAGUCUCGACAGAGAGUUUCACCAGCAGCGAGCAAAAGGUAACUUCAACUCACAUAGUAAUCGCGGUGGAAGUUUUUUUAGUGACGGAGGGAGCCCUCAACACGGGAAUGGAGGCUACUUUAAGGGCCCAAAGCCUCUCCGGGGUAGACCAGGUGGACCAGGCUUCUAUCCCCCUCACAGGGGGCGGGGAAGACCACAACCUCUGCUUCCUUUUGGCCCACCGGGAAGGGGCUUCUAUGGUGGUCAUGAACCCUUUGCUCGGGGCAGAGGAGGAGGGAGAAGGGGGCUCAGAGGAAGAGGCCGGUGGUAAGCAUUAGAAGAAAAAAUAUACGUAUUUAAUUUUUUCAUAGAAUCUGAGUUAUUGCCUCCUGAAACUCCUCAUAUUUUUAUUUAGAUUGAUGGUACAAAAAAUUCCCUACCACAUGAAAUGUUUUGUUUGUUUUUCCAAAGGAUUUACUCCAGUGAGUGGCCUAAAAUGAAGAUUGUGCUUGAAUGUUGUUUUGCAAAGAUAAUUAAGGAAAAAUGAGUAAAAUACUAUUUUGUGCAAAGUUGAAACACAAAAUAGGAUUUUUUCUGCUGUAGCUAUUCACAUGUCAUGUUGAAAUAAUAUGUACAGCCUUUUUGGUAUUUUUAUCUUAAUCUAUUUGUAGCUUUGACAAGGACAAUAUUUUUUCAAAGUCUUGGCACAACAGUUGUGAAUCAUUUCUGCAGAACUUUUUUUGCCAGUCAAAUUUGUCAUGUUGAGUUUUGUUCAAAAAGACCAUUUACUAACACUCAUCAUGUUACAGCUUUUACUUUACACUGUUCAUUAGUCCAUGCAACAUGACAACACAUCUUUGUUAUUUAUGUCUGACGAUGCAACCUUUAACCUUGUGAAUAUAAUAAUGUUCUCCAUUGUUAACUGUGCCCAUAGUGUGUAGUGGGUAUGCUCUAGAUAUGUAUUUUUAUGCACCUGAGAUAUCUUGCAGUUGAUCUGGGCCUUCAGAAAGCAACACAUUUCUCAUAUAAUUCAGUAGUGUAUUGACUAUGGAAGCAAGAUGCUCUGGUGGAAAACUUUUGUAGGACUAAAAAUAAUAUUUCUUUUUGGCUACAAAUUGUUCAUAUGUAACAGUAGAAGGUGAGGCAUUAAACUUUUCUUUCAAGAAUUACAGAAGGUUAUUUGACAUCUAGAAUGAACUUUCAGGUUCUCUAGAUAUUGUAAUUAGUUUGGAAUUGUAAACCUGCAUGCAAACCUGGCUGAUGGGACCACCAGGGAGGACGAGUGCCGUGCUCACCUUGACGAGUGGCAUUGUGUUUUACUCUUGCCCUUCAAGUUUUGUUUGUUUAGGGAUUAAUGUCUUGUCAAAGAACACAUGCUGGGAGAGCAAUUUAGGAAAUAUAAAGUUAAUUUCUAGUUUGCACAGCCUUCCUGAGAAGACUUCUACUUGUACAAGUGCAGUGCAGUUGUAAAUUAUGAUUUUAGGAUUAAUUAAUAUCCUAAAUCAGUUAAUGUGCACUAAACAUUUGUACGCCAGAUUUGAUGAAUGGUUAAAUCCUGCAAAAUUUAUUUGACUACUAGUUUUUCUUUUUUGUGGCAUUAGUGCAUAGCCCCUUUAGAGGUCUAGACCAUAAGUUGGUGUUUAAAACUGAGUGUAGAUUUGUGGAAUUUUUGAGCCUCUUUGCUAAUAAAGCUGAAGGGUUA
Eriocheir sinensis (Chinese mitten crab) is the source of this 5218-nucleotide messenger RNA. Its product is annotated as regulation of nuclear pre-mRNA domain-containing protein 2-like. Gene Ontology annotation, cellular component: RNA polymerase II, holoenzyme. Bases 503 to 3847 code for a protein of 1114 amino acids. Lineage: Eukaryota; Metazoa; Arthropoda; Malacostraca; Decapoda; Varunidae. The transcript is spliced from 9 exons. The record is from RefSeq and is a predicted model, not a curated record. Gene Ontology annotation, biological process: mRNA 3'-end processing. Gene Ontology annotation, molecular function: RNA polymerase II complex binding.